AUGGGAAACGAUCAAUUGAACAAGCCGGUGUCGAGGGUGAAUUUGGAGACGGCAAAAUCUGAGGUAGUUCCAGGAGAGGGUACUAAUGCAGAAGCUAUUACUCAAAUUGCAAAGAUCCUUUCCGAUGAAAGGAAGUUCCGGCUGGCCAACUGA
Messenger RNA from Oldenlandia corymbosa var. corymbosa, 153 nucleotides. Lineage: Eukaryota; Viridiplantae; Streptophyta; Magnoliopsida; Gentianales; Rubiaceae. The record is from the annotation of a GenBank genome assembly.